This is a messenger RNA of Geodia barretti, 453 nucleotides long. Lineage: Eukaryota; Metazoa; Porifera; Demospongiae; Tetractinellida; Geodiidae. The record is from the annotation of a GenBank genome assembly.
AUGGCGGACAGCGACGUAUUGGGCUAUGGCGGGUUGUUCCUGGGGUCAUUUCUGGCGCCGACGAUCCUGCCCCUGAGUUCGGAGGCCGUGCUCGCCGCCAUGGUGAUCGGCGGAUUCGAUCCCGUCGCGUGCGUGCUCGUGGCGUCCGCCGGCAAUUCGCUGGGCGGCAUGACGUCCUACUUCCUGGGCUAUGUCGGUAAAUGGGCGUGGGUGGAGAAGUUCUUUGCCCGCAAUCGUGACAGGGUUGCCAGGGUGAAGGCAUGGGCGGACCGCUACGGCAGUCGAGCCGCCCUGCUCUGCUGGCUGCCGGUUGUGGGCGAUCCGCUGGCCAUCGCCCUGGGCUUCGUGCGCAGCCCCGUCUGGCAGGUCGGCUUCUACAUGCUGGCCGGCAAGUUCCUCAGAUACGCCGUCUGGGUCUGGCUGAUCCGCCAAGGUAUGCGCCUUUACGACUGA